CUCCUUCACAAGCUCAACCACAUACCAGGAAAUAGGUCAUGAAAUGUAAUAAGUGACCAGGCAAGUAUUGGAAAUCUCCAGCUGUGAGUAACUAUGGGACUUUACGGUGCUGUCUAGUGACCAAGGCGAGAAAGCAUCCAGACGACCAUUUUCCCCUCCCUCUGGAGAUUUUGCUGAGAGUUGAUAAGGAAUUAAAUAAAGAAAUAUGGGUUGUGCAAAAUCAAAGGAUUCGUCCAACCAGGAACAAAAGAGCUUGAAUGAUCCUGUACGUAAAUCUAACACCGCUCUUUAUGUGAAAGAUCCCACAUCCAACUCACAUGCAACAAACGCAAAUAGCUUUCCAUCUGCACACUUGUCUUUGGGAGGAAACGAUGACACGGUAGUAGUCGCACUGUAUGAUUACGACGGCAUACAUGAAGGAGACUUGAGUUUUAAGAAGGGAGAAAAAGUAAAGGUGCUCUCAGAACAAGGUGAAUGGUGGCUGGGAAGAUCUUUGACAACUAAUCAGGAAGGUUAUAUUCCAAGUAACUAUUUUGCCAAAGACAACUCACUGGAAAUGGAGGAAUGGUUCUUCAAAGGUGUCAGUAGAAAGGAUGCAGAGAGACAGCUUCUCGCAGCAGGAAAUAGAGUUGGCUCGUUUAUGGUACGAGACAGUGAAACAACCAAAGGUAGCUAUUCCCUCUCUGUUCGAGAUUAUGAUCAUUCGUUGGGUGACACAGUAAAACAUUACAAAAUACGUACCCUGGACAACGGUGGCUUCUACAUCUCCCCUCGGAUAACAUUCACCACUUUAAACAACCUGGUCAACCAUUAUAAAAAGCAAGGGGAUGGAUUGUGUCAGAAACUUACAAAACCUUGUAUCAGUGAAAAGCCUGAAAAACCAUGGGAAAAAGAUGCUUGGGAAAUUCCAAGAGAGUCCCUCAAAUUGGAUAAAAAACUUGGAGCUGGGCAAUUUGGAGAAGUGUGGUUGGCUACAUACAACAACCAUACCAAAGUAGCUGUGAAAACGAUGAAACCGGGCAGUAUGUCUGUGGACGCCUUCCUCAUGGAAGCUAAUCUCAUGAAGUCCCUUCAACAUGAUAAACUGGUGCGGCUUAAUGCUGUCGUGACAAAGGAAGAACCGAUCUACAUAAUUACAGAAUACAUGGCCAAAGGGAGUUUAUUAGAUUUCUUGAAAAGUGAUGAAGGGAACAGAUUGCAGUUGCCCAAGCUGAUUGAUUUUUCAGCCCAAAUUGCUGAAGGAAUGGCUUACAUUGAAUCAAAGAACUACAUACACAGAGAUUUGAGGGCUGCUAACAUCUUGGUGUCUCAUACAUUGGUUUGCAAGAUCGCUGACUUUGGCUUAGCCAGAAUAAUUGAAGAUAAUGAAUAUACAGCUAGAGAAGGUGCCAAAUUCCCGAUUAAGUGGACAGCACCAGAAGCCAUCAAUUUUGGAUCGUUUACAAUCAAGUCUGAUGUGUGGUCCUUUGGAAUUCUUCUCAUGGAAACAAUCACAUAUGGCCGGACCCCUUACCCAGGUAUGUCAAACCCAGAUGUGAUACGUUCAGUGGAACAUGGAUAUCGGAUGGCCCGUCCAGACAUGUGUCCAACAGAGCUCUAUGACAUCAUGAUGAAAUGCUGGAAGAAUAAACCAGAAGAGCGUCCAACUUUUGAAUACUUGCAGAGUGUGCUAGAAGACUUUUUUACAGCGACAGAGAGUCAGUACCAACAGCAGCCAUAACACAAUGCCAAAUAUGUACGGACAAUGGGAGGAGAGCAAAGGAGAGUAAUUCAGGCAACAAAGUUUUUAGAUUUAACUGUUUAACAUCUGCACUUGCAAUUUUUUGCACCUUGUCUGAUUUAAAAAUAAUUUUUGACAUUCUUGAUAGCAAAUAAAUGUUUUUCAGGCUAUGUAUUUUCAAUGGGUCUUUGAAAAUGUGAGCAAUCUUUCUGCACAAAAUAUAAAAUGUUCAUUAGUCCUCAAGUUACUGAAUAAUGUUUAUUUUUUUCCGAAACAAUGUUUAAAGUAAUAUUGGUAAUGUAUUUUCUUUGUCACAGUUUUGACUUUUUUUAUUGUGCACUAUUUUUAUACUGAACAUAGCACUCUGAGUAGAACCUUGCCAUCACAGCCUCGCUUCCUAUUUUACAGCAAUCAUGUUUACACGUUUCACAACUAGAAGAAGGUAGUUUGAAUUGUUUCAGUCCCAGGUGGGCUCUUACGACACAGGUUUCCCAAAGCACAAAUAGUUCAUAUAAAGGGAGCAGUUUUAGGAAAUGUGUUAAUCUAGUUGUAUAGUGUCUGAAAAUAACUUGAUACUUUGCCAGCACCUGCGAAGAGGGAAAGCAACAAAGUUAAUCAAUAAUAUUUCAAAGAGUAAAUUUUAAUAAGAUGACUAUUAUCAAUAAAACUGAGUAUCCUGUUUCGUAUUAACUAAUAGAAUCCUUACUAGUCUUCCAUUGAACUGGGAAUUUAUUGAUUACCCGGAGUGAGGAAGAUGGAGAAUUAUACCCCCGAUCUUUCAUUUGUUUUUAAGGGCUCAUUUGUUGUCAAACAAUGGCAAAAUAUACCACAUUCACAUGACGGCUUCAUCAUGUGAUUUCUCCAAUGUUCACUUUCCAAGGAAAUUUGGAAAUGUGCAGAUUCAUGAGGAGAGAAGAACUACUGAGCCAAAAUCUUAAAACUAAUUCAAAUCUCUGAAAUCAAAACUAAACCCAUUGUUUUGAUCUCUUUUAUUCAUGAAAUAUCUUUGUUUAAAGUUUUUUUUUAUCAAGUGUGAGACUUAGUAAAUGUUUGAAAAUAAGUUAAGUUAUAACAAUGUGUGUACUAGAUGAAUAAGUUUCGUUAGUAGCAACAUGCAGGCCUGAGCAUAUAAGAACUUGGUUUAAUGAAGGAAUGGAGUUUGUAGAUUUUUAUAUAAGACACAGCAUUACUUCUCUCUGGAUUGAAGUAAUUUCAGAAUCAAAGUACUGUGACUUCAGAAAUGUAGUCAUCCAUCGUGUAUAUUUGUAUUAUUGCUUGAGGUGUGAAAUAAAGUGCCUUAAUCUUGA
This is a messenger RNA of Stegostoma tigrinum, 3027 nucleotides long. RefSeq names its product HCK proto-oncogene, Src family tyrosine kinase (gene hck). Gene Ontology annotation, biological process: protein phosphorylation; cell differentiation; cell surface receptor protein tyrosine kinase signaling pathway. Lineage: Eukaryota; Metazoa; Chordata; Chondrichthyes; Orectolobiformes; Stegostomatidae. The record is from RefSeq and is a predicted model, not a curated record. Gene Ontology annotation, cellular component: extrinsic component of cytoplasmic side of plasma membrane. The coding region runs from base 206 to 1720 and encodes 504 amino acids. Gene Ontology annotation, molecular function: signaling receptor binding; ATP binding; non-membrane spanning protein tyrosine kinase activity. The transcript has 13 exons.